Messenger RNA from Dibothriocephalus latus, 720 nucleotides. The record is from the annotation of a GenBank genome assembly. NCBI's taxonomy places the organism in Eukaryota, Metazoa, Platyhelminthes, Cestoda, Diphyllobothriidea, Diphyllobothriidae.
AUGAUGAUAGAAUACAAAAGGUCGGCAGGCAAAUCGGGUAGCGGAUUUAGCGCCAGUUAUCGCGUUGUUUGUGGUGGUACAUUAAAGAGGGACAAAGGCACCAUAACCAGCCCUGGAUUUCCGAGUAUCUAUUUGCAAGACAAGGAGUGUAUUUGGAAAAUUCAAGUGCCAGCUGGAUUCUCCAUUGCCUUAACAUUUGACACGUUUGACCUGGAAACUGAUAAGGACUGCUCAUACGACUAUAUAGAAAUAUUCGACGGUAUUCCUUUCUCCUCCCCAAUGCUGCAAAAGUUGUGCGGAACUGACUUACCAAAUCCGAUUUGGUCGACGAGCAACACAAUGUCCUUGCAUUUUGUUAAUCUCGGUGCAAUUGAAAGAAAAGGAUUUGUAGCCAAGUUCGAGAAGGUCAUCCACGCGGACAUUGAUUUCUGUGCGACCUCAAACCAUGGUUGCGAACAUAUCUGUGAAAACGUUCCAGGAAAUUACAUAUGUCGGUGUCGUGAUGGGUACAAGCUGCUCCCAGACAAAUCCUCAUGCCAACUCACGCGUUGCGGUGGCACCUUGAAGAUGGAAGAAGGCAAAAUUACCAGCCCCGGAUUUCCGGAAAAAUACGCAUCAGGCCUUAACUGCACCUGGAUUGUUGAAGUACCUGCUGGAUACUCCGUGGCACUCACAUUCACUGAUUUUGAAGUAACUGCCAAUAUUGUAGAUUUAACUUAA